AUGGGCCAGAAAAUCUCAGGGAGCAUAAAGUCUGUGGAUGUGAGGGAGCCCCCUUAUAGACCUGUUAAACGAGAGCUGAGAGGCCCGGAUUUUUGCAAGCCAGUGCGUCUGGACAUGCUGUUGGAUAUGCCCCCCGCCAAGCUGGAGGUCCAGUAUAAACAUGCUUGGAACAAUGAAGAUCGCUCCUUAAAUAUAUUUGUAAAAGAAGAUGAUAAACUGACUUUUCAUAGACACCCGGUUGCCCAAAGUACAGACUGCAUUCGGGGCAAAGUUGGCUACACGAGAGGCCUGCACGUCUGGCAAAUCCACUGGCCCACGAGGCAACGGGGAACUCACGCUGUGGUGGGCGUCUCCACAGCCGAAGCUCCGCUGCACUCGGUGGGAUACACGUCACUAGUUGGUAGCAAUAGCGAAUCGUGGGGCUGGGAUCUGGGACGCAACAAACUCUACCACAACUGUAAAAACCAGCCUGGGGUCACGUAUCCUGUCUUUUUGGAACCGGAUGAGUCUUUUGUACUCCCAGACUCCUUGCUGGUGGUUUUGGAUAUGGAUGAAGGGACGCUUAGCUUCAUGGUAGAUGGACAGUAUCUUGGAGUGGCCUUCAGAGGACUAAAAGGGAAAAAACUUUACCCCAUAGUCAGUGCAGUUUGGGGGCACUGUGAAAUUACAAUGAGAUACGUCAACGGACUUGACCGAUAUGUUUUAAAUCUGUGGUUUUCAAAUCGGAUUUCUGGAUCCUGUAAAAAUUUCCUGUACUGGUGGGAACUCUUACAUGGUGUGCGUAAACAGACUUGA
This is a messenger RNA of Mesitornis unicolor (brown roatelo), 795 nucleotides long. RefSeq names its product SPRY domain-containing SOCS box protein 1-like. Gene Ontology annotation, cellular component: SCF ubiquitin ligase complex. Gene Ontology annotation, molecular function: protein binding. The coding region runs from base 1 to 795 and encodes 264 amino acids. Lineage: Eukaryota; Metazoa; Chordata; Aves; Mesitornithiformes; Mesitornithidae. The transcript is spliced from 2 exons. Gene Ontology annotation, biological process: proteasome-mediated ubiquitin-dependent protein catabolic process. The record is from RefSeq and is a predicted model, not a curated record.